AUGGCUCCACCAGUUGCAGCAGCUGAGCUUUGCAUGCCUCCCAAAGCCUGCCUGUUAGCAGCGCAGGUGGCGGCGGCAGAUGUUGCAUCCCUUGCUGUUUCCCUGGGCAGAAGGUGUACCGAGCACAGCCCUGGAAGAAUGCCCCUGCUGCAGAAGAGGGAUGGAGUGGAUGCCAAGCAGUCAAAUGGCCAUCACCACCACCGCCGCCAGCACUGCUUCAACCCAGAGGAUGUGCCGGAGGGGCACGUGCCCACAGAGUUCUUAAGCAGGACCAGGCGGUGGGACCGUCACACCGCGGUGCAGUUGGUGCCCUACCUGGAAAAGGAGACGACGCAGAGGCCGCGGAGGCACCUGGAGUCUAAAUGUCCAUCUCUGCAGCUCCAAGACCUGCAGCGCAGCGGGAUCCACGAGCGGUCCAUCUCGCCCUGGAGCUAUGAAGUCAACGUGGACGAAGACCGCUACCCACGCAGGCUGGCCUUCGCACACUGCCUCUGCAAAGGUUGUAUCGAUGUCAAGACGGGCCGGGAGACCACCUCCCUCAACUCUGUGCGCGUCUUCCAAGAGAUGAUGGUGUUGCGCCGCAAACCGUGCAAGCACAAUGCGGAAGCUGCCGGCUUCACCUUAGAGGUGGAGUACAUCAAGGUGCCCGUGGCCUGCACCUGCGUCCUGCCCCAGUCCAGCAGCUGAGAGGGCUACAGCCUCUUUACGUCAAGCCGCUUCACUUGCAGUGUCUUGAGCC
Eublepharis macularius is the source of this 739-nucleotide messenger RNA. RefSeq names its product interleukin 17C (gene IL17C). NCBI's taxonomy places the organism in Eukaryota, Metazoa, Chordata, Lepidosauria, Squamata, Eublepharidae. Gene Ontology annotation, biological process: inflammatory response. The record is from RefSeq and is a predicted model, not a curated record. Gene Ontology annotation, cellular component: extracellular region. The transcript is spliced from 4 exons. Gene Ontology annotation, molecular function: cytokine activity. The coding region runs from base 1 to 687 and encodes 228 amino acids.